AUGGCUAAUAAUAAUAAAAAAAAGAACAUUACAACAACAACAACAAUAGCUUUGACUAAAAGAAAUAAUAAUAAUAAAAAUGACAACAACAAAGCAGCAGUACAAAAAGCAGAUUUAAUAACAAGAGUACAACAAGUCAUAGAACAUAUAUCAUCAAAUGCAGAUUUAUUUUUAGAUGGUCCCAAUGCAAUCAAAGAAAAGAUAACAAGUACAUUGGCAGAAUUGUAUGAAUAUUCAAAAAAGAGAGAACUACAAACAACCGACUCGUUGGAACAAUUGGUAUUGGAGGGUUUUGAUAACGAGCAAAUAUGGUCUCAAUUACAACUCUUUACAGAACCAUCAAUAGAUUCUCUCUCUAGAAAGUUAUCAAAAAUGUUAAAGGAUUUGGAUGAAAUCUUUUUGUAUGACAUUCAAGAUGAUGAGGAAGAACAAGACGAUUCAUAUGAUGAAGAUUUAUCAGGAAGCUUGGAGGAUCAGGAUAUAGACGAUGAAGGAAUAGAACAAGAUGAUGAUGAUGACGAGUUUGAUGAAGAAGAGGACGAAGAAGAAGAAGAAGAAGAAGACUCACAAGUGAACAAGAAAUCAAUUAAAAAAGGAGGAUAUAGAGAAAAAUUAAUGGAUGGACAAGACAUUGAUUUCUUUAAAGAACAAGACAUGGAGAAAUUCUUGGACGACGAAGAUGACAAGGGAGAGGAUGACGAUGAUGAAAACUUUGAUUUAGAGUUGGGUAAUCUGGACAGUGAUGCCGAUGAAGAAGACGAAGGUGGACUUGGUUUCCCGGAAGGUGAAAUGGACGAGGAAGAGAGAAGACUCGAGGCAUUACUUGACAAAUACGACGAGAAUGAAAAGAAAGACAAGAAUGCAAAGAAGAAAGUAGGUGCCCAAGAUAUGAAAUUUGAUGAUUUUUUUGCCGAUCCAGAUGCUCAAGAUGGAGAUGAAUUCCCAAUUGAUGGACAAGAUGAUUACAAUGAAGAUGAAGAUGAAGAGGAGGACCAAGAAGAAGAGGAAGAAGAAGAAGAGGAGGAACAAAUUCAAGAACAACCAACUGCAUCACAACAAGAGUUAACUGCAUUCCAAAAAAGAGCUCUUAAAAUCCAAGAGAAAAUUGCACAAUUGGAAAAGGAUAACAUUUUGAAAAAGAAAUGGACAGUUAUUGGUGAAGCAUCUGCAAGAGAUCGUCCAGUCAAUUCUGUGCUCGAAGAAGCUUUAGAUUUUGAUCAUACACAAAAACUUGCUCCAGUUCAAUCACAAGAGACCAACACAACAUUGGAAGAUAUCAUUAAAAAGAGAAUUUUAGAUCAAAACUUUGAUGAUGUUAUCAGAAAGACAGAAGAAGAUGUAGAUAAACAAUAUAAAGAAAAAUUGGAACUCAAUGACCAAAAGAACACUGAAGGUUUGGCAUCUGUUUAUGAAAAAUCGUUUUUGGAAAAGAGUAUGGGAGUAGAGGUUGAUAGUAAAUUAAAAUAUCAACAUGAUGUUAUUUUAACAAAGUUACAACAUUUAAUGUAUAAAUUGAGUGCACUCUCAAAUUUCAACUUUACACCAAAAAAGGUAAAGGACUUAAAGAUUACCAAUCAACCAGGCAAAGCUCUCGCUGUUGAAGAAAAGAUUCCAUCUGCUGCCAGUUCUGCUUCUCUUGUUGCUCCUUCAGAGGUAUACUUUAAAAAGAAUGCCGAUGAAAAGGGUGACACUGAAAAGAGCAAACAGGAUCGUAAACAAGAGCGUAAAGAGUACAAAAAUAAGUGGCGCCACGAUCGUAUUGAAAAGGAACAAGAUGAACAUUACAGAGAAAAGUUGGAUCCAGCCCUCGCAAAGGCCAAUGAAGAAAAGAGAUCAAUCAAGAAACUCGAACAAUCUAGAAAUACUACUAUUGUCGAUUCUUCCAAAUCUCACGAGAAAUAUGCAAAGUCUGGCCAAUUCUUUAGUAAAUUACAACAAGAAAAUGAUAACAAGAGAAAAGGUAUCGAACCACCAACAUUACAAACCAAACAAAAAACUAAUGGUGCUGAUCAUCAAUCAAAGAAAUUUAAAUUAUAA
Cavenderia fasciculata is the source of this 2037-nucleotide messenger RNA. RefSeq names its product U3 snoRNP protein (gene mpp10). Gene Ontology annotation, cellular component: nucleus; small-subunit processome; Mpp10 complex. Gene Ontology annotation, biological process: rRNA processing. The transcript is spliced from 3 exons. Lineage: Eukaryota; Evosea; Eumycetozoa; Acytosteliales; Cavenderiaceae. The record is from RefSeq and is a predicted model, not a curated record. The coding region runs from base 1 to 2037 and encodes 678 amino acids.